AGAACAAACGAGCGACAAUUCUGGUGCCGUAGCUGCAGCUGUUGUCAUUCCUCUUCUUGUUAUUAUUGUUGCUGUUGUUGCUGGUGUCAUACUGUUUGUGUGGUGGAGGCGUCGCGGAAGCAGUGAGAAAAGCUAUCUUCCUCCGCCUCAACAGCUAUCAGAUAUCAACCCAGCCCCAGUCCACUACUCAAAGGCAUCAGAAAACUCCCGCAAUGAAGAGAAAUUCAGUGAACCGGUCAUUUCCAGAUUUCCCGAGGACAAACAUACUAUGGAGGGAGAGAGAGUUGUGUUUAGGGUCAAAGUGAGUGGAGUACCCCACCCCAAACUGACGUGGUACCACAACGGAGUAGAGGUGGUGGCGGAUUACUCCAGGGAGUUGGGGGAGGACGGGACUCUGUCAAUGCCGUCAUCAGAGAGCAAGCACAGCGGAGUCUACAAGCUCCUGGCCGUCAACAGAGCCGGGAGCAGUGAGAAAGAGGUGAAGCUGUUUGUGAAGAGAGAGGGAGAGCCUUCGCCAUUUGUGGCCAGGAAACAGAUCAGCUUCUCUCCAAUCCCGUGAGCAACUUUGGUCAGUACGUGGCCAGUGGUCAUGCCAACGACAACCGAGUGUUCAGGGACCAGUAUACCGAACUGGAUAGGGAUGCAGACCAUCCAAAGACCAUUGGGACAAGUCAAGAACUGAAGCUCCUCAACAGAUUUGGCAACAUCACCGUCUAUGACAACAACAGGAUUGCCCUGAGGCCAAUUGAAGGCCAGGCAGACUGCCAGAGAGACUUUAUCAACGCCUGCUAUGUGGACGGCUACAAGUUCAGAAACAAAUUCAUUGCCACUCAAGGUCCCCUACCAAAGACAGUGGUUGACUUCUGGAGGCUGGUCUGGCAGGAGAAACCCCCCACCAUUGUCAUGGUGACCAACCUGAAGGAGGGGACCAAGAUCAAGUGUCAGCAGUACUGGCCCGCGAGCGGGACAAGAAACUUUGGACCGUUCCAAGUCACCAUCUCCGAGGAGCAGACUCUGGCUGACUACACCACACGAACUCUGCUGGUACAGCUGAAGGGAAGUUCAGAGCGUGCACUGAAGGUGACCCAGUUCCACUUCACAGCCUGGCCUGACCACGGAGUGCCCGACUAUGCCACACCCAUCCUGGCCUUCCACAAGAAGAUCAGGAAACAGCACAGGCCAUCUAAAGGCCCACUCUUAGUCCACUGCAGUGCUGGAGUGGGUAGGACGGGGACACUCAUCACCAUAGACAGAGUCCUGGAUCAGAUCUCAAAGGAAAAGAUGGUGGAUGUGGCGGGUGUCGUCCAACACCUCAGAGGACAGAGGAUGAAGAUGGUGCAGAACCCAGAACAAUACAUCUUCAUUCACGAUGCUAUUCUUGAGGCAGUCACCUGUGGAGACACUCAGAUUGGAGCCAGUGACCUGCGGAGGAGCAUACAGAUCCUCAGUAGGAGGGACCCUAAAACCAGUAUGACUGGGUUUUGAGAGCCAGUUCAAGGUCCUGGAGCAGGUGUCUCCUCGACCAGACCAGGUGCCCAGGGAAAAGGCUCUGGACAAUCCCACAAAGAACCGCAGCGAAGAUUUCUUGCCCGGUGAUCGCUGGCGAGUGGUUCUGAAAGGAGAGACGGAAGACUAUAUACAUGCUGUGGCUGUGAAUGGCUACAAGCAGCAGAGAGCCUUCAUCAUAGCUCAGAGUCCCAUGCAGUCCACUGCCAGAGAUUUCUGGAAGACGGUCUAUGACAGGAAGUGUGGAGUGGUGGUGAUGCCGUGUGACCUGGUGGAGAGUGGGAAGGAUGUGUGCUACAAGUACUGGCCCAGCUCUGGGGUCCAGCAGGUGGGAGAGUACACUGUUGACAUGCUGGGAGAGGAAAAGUUGGAGGGUUUCACCAUAAGAACCUUCGGAGUCCUCCACAAGAAGACGAACAAGAGUCACCAGGUGCAGCAGAUCCACAUUCAGGGCUGGAGACCAGACGGUCAGUGCUCCAACCUGGGUACCAUCACAGCUGUCAUCGGAGAGGUGACCAAGAUACAGCAGAGGACUGGGAACAACCCCAUACUCGUGCACUGCAGUGAUACAGUGAGCAGGUCUGGGAUGUUCUGUGCCAUAGCCACCACCAUUGAGAGGUGUAAGACAGAGGGAGUGGUGGAUGUGUUCCAGGUGGUCAAGGCUCUCCGUGUACAGAAACCUGGAGCUGUACGCACUGUGGCGCAGUACCACACUCUAUUUGAAACAGUGCUAGUGUAUCUCGAUUCAUUCGACACAUAUGGAAACUUCCAGGAUAUUUGAAUACUCCCUCCGCCUUGCGACAUCCCUACCACAUGUGUAACUCUGUGAACUAUCAUAAUUUCAAUGUGUGAACUUUUACACUAUAACUAGUAUUUUUAUAUUUGCUAUUUUGUUUGAUAAGUGGAUUAGUGGCAGUGUAAAAUCUCAGAGUAUGGAACCAUAUGAAAACAUGUCAAAGUC
Geodia barretti is the source of this 2467-nucleotide messenger RNA. The record is from the annotation of a GenBank genome assembly. NCBI's taxonomy places the organism in Eukaryota, Metazoa, Porifera, Demospongiae, Tetractinellida, Geodiidae.